This is a messenger RNA of Carassius auratus (goldfish), 688 nucleotides long. Its product is annotated as vitelline membrane outer layer protein 1-like. The coding region runs from base 124 to 576 and encodes 150 amino acids. The record is from RefSeq and is a predicted model, not a curated record. The transcript has 4 exons. NCBI's taxonomy places the organism in Eukaryota, Metazoa, Chordata, Actinopteri, Cypriniformes, Cyprinidae.
AGUUCAGAAAGUUUACUUGUUCUGGAUUUGAAGAAACUAUUCUUUUUGAGGAGUUUUGGUUUGCAAACAGAAUACAUCUCUUCAGUAUCUUGAUCCAUCAGUCUAGGUUUGCAGCAAUGCAUAAUGUUUUCACUGUUAGUUGUUACUACGCUGCAGGUGAGCGUUCAGACUGGAGAAAAACGUUCUGAGCGAAACAUUGACAGACAUUAUCAAUCGGAGUUGACUGUGCUGAAUGGAGGGGGCUGGGUGUUUUGGGAUGAGAGAGACAUGUGUCCAGAUGGAACUUAUGCCGCAGGGUUCAGCCUAAAGGUGGAAGCUCCUGUUGGUCGAGAGGAUGACACUGCACUCAAUGGGAUUCGUCUUCACUGCAUUGCAUCUGAAGCCUCAUCAAACUCGUAUCACCGCUACUCCACAGUUCAGUCCGGUGUAGGCAGCUGGGGUCGGUGGACCGAUCUCAAAUGGUGUCCUUCUGGAUUCUUAAUUGCGUUUCAGUUGAGAGUUGAACGCUCUCAAGGAAAUGAUGACGAUACGGCCGCAAACAACAUCAUCCCUCUGGGCCUCUGGUUUACAAGGUGACGGCACAAGCUGGGGCGACUGGGGCUCCUGGAGUCCAACGUGUGGCGGAAAAGGGAUUUGUGGUCUCAAGACACGGGUAGAAGUACCUCAAGGAUGAGAUGACCCCGCUCUC